Molecule: messenger RNA, 4360 nt
Organism: Osmia lignaria (orchard mason bee)
Lineage: Eukaryota; Metazoa; Arthropoda; Insecta; Hymenoptera; Megachilidae
Gene: cyc
Product: basic helix-loop-helix ARNT-like protein cyc
Biological process (GO): regulation of DNA-templated transcription
Cellular component (GO): cytoplasm; nucleus; transcription regulator complex
Molecular function (GO): protein dimerization activity; DNA-binding transcription factor activity
Source: RefSeq, a predicted model, not a curated record
AGCGGCACGGUAAACGAUCGCGAAGGUUGCCGACGACGUGGUGGUCCUCCUCGUGUGUCGUCCGCAUCUCUAGCGACCGCCUGUUACAUCGAUAACACGUGGUAGCGUCGACGAACGAUACUCGGAACGUUCAUCCGUGAACGGCACGACCUCGUCGUCGUCGAAGAGGCACCCUCGAAGCACGAGGGCAUCGGCCAAGAGGAGGGAAGGCGAGAGGCCUUCUGCGCUCCUCGAGGAUGUCGCCGCUUCCUCGACGUCGACGACGACGUGGAUGUACGCGCUUCUCGCGGAUUAUACAUCCUCAGAUGAGGGUGGGUUACUGCCAGAUAGCGGUGGUAUCGUGGAGAAUGACGUUGCGGUUGGCGAUGGCACCAGCUUGAACCCUUCUGUCUUUCAUCAACAUCAACAACAACAACAUUCGAAUCAUUAUCGGCAAGAUCAACCGCAGUUGCAACAAAACCAGCAACAAUACCGUCGACAUCAGGAGGAGGAGCUGGAGGACCUGCUGUGCUUUCGUGGACCACCAGAACAGGAAAUGGUGGCCCAAGAAAUGGCACAGAGUUAUACGCAGCUCCUCCAUCCGGGUCAAGAACCACAAGAAUUCAUAUCGUUGGAGGAGCUUCAACCACGCAUACAUCAAGAUCAUCACGAUCGUGGCCAAGUGAUUUCAACCAGUGCUCAACUAUAUCAGCAUCCUCAUCAACAAGAACAGCAAAGGAGUUAUUAUAAUCUUUCGGCGGUUCAAGAAAGUUCGUGUCCCACGGUUUAUUUCAGCGACAUAGGAACGGGCUCGGGGGUGGGAGAAGUAACCGCCAACUCGGCGGGGGGUGGCGAAGGUCUCAGCCUGACUCCAACCCCCGCCAACAACAGCAACAAUACAACUACCGCCACCCCCAACACGACCGGCGCUACCACCAUUGCGAUUACUACAACCACCACCACCACCACCACCACCAGCACCGACACUACGCCGCAGGUCGUAACGGGGGCUGAACCGCCCCAGCACAUGGAGACACCCCCGACGAUGGUCCCUGACCAGGCACCCGCCUCCGGCCAUCACUAUCAUCGUCAUCACCACCACCAUCACCAUCAUCAUCAUCAUCAACAACAACAAGAACAACGUAGCGCAUCCACUACCCCUAAUCAUGGACCAAAUACUGAUACUUCUGAGGAAUUCCUGGCGGAUUCUAGGAAGCGAAAACUCUCUUGCCACGAUGGUAGUAAUUUAUUGGACGAUGUUGGAGACGAUGCCAAAUUUGUUCGCACAAACGACGACAGCAAAAAACAAAAUCAUAGUGAAAUUGAGAAAAGAAGAAGGGAUAAAAUGAACACCUAUAUCACGGAACUUUCAGCGAUGGUACCGAUGUGCCAUGCAAUGUCUCGCAAACUUGACAAAUUAACUGUGCUCAGGAUGGCUGUGCAACACAUAAAGACCAUCCUCGGUGCUGUCACUUCCUAUACGGAGGGUCAUUAUAAGCCAGCAUUCCUGAGCGAUCAGGAGCUCAAGACGCUCAUACUUCAAGCUGCGGAGGGUUUUGUCUUCGUGGUUGGCUGUGAUCGUGGAAGAAUUCUCUAUGUAUCCGAGUCUGUUUUGCAGACACUCAAUUAUUCUCAGGGUGACCUACUGGGUCAAAGUUGGUUCGAUAUCUUGCACCCUAAAGAUGUUGCCAAGGUGAAGGAACAACUAUCUUCUUCGGAUCUUAGUCCACGUGAACGAUUAAUAGACGCCAAAACAAUGUUACCAGUGAAAACAGAUGUGCCUCAGGGUGUAUCGAGACUAUGCCCAGGUGCACGAAGGUCUUUCUUCUGCAGAAUGAAACGAAAAGUGGAAGGAAUUCGUUGCGGUGACUUGCAAGUGAAAGAAGAAGCUGAUACUACAAGUGGGUGCCAUCGACGCAAAAAGCAACAAAACGUUGACUGGAAAUACUGUGUCAUUCAAUGUACCGGUUACCUAAAAUCUUGGGCACCUGCAAAAAUUGAUCUGGAGGAGCAAGAAGGUGAUGGAGAAGGGGAAGCUUGUAAUUUAUCGUGUUUGGUAGCUGUUGGUCGUUUACAAUCCACCAUACCAACAUCUUUGCCUAAGAAACCAAAUUUAAGGCCGAUUAAAUUUGUCUCGAGACACGCGAUGGAUGGCAAAUUUCUUUUCGUCGAUCAGAGGGCUACAUUAGUGUUAGGUUUCCUACCGCAAGAGCUGCUAGGUACAAGCAUGUACGAAUAUUAUCAUCAUGAUGAUAUUCCUCAUCUCGCGAAAUCUCAUAAAGCUGCUCUUCAGGCCACCGAAUGCAUCACCACACAGAUAUACAGGUUUAGAACCAAAAACGCCAGCUUUGUGAGACUUCAAUCUGAAUGGAAAUCUUUCAGAAAUCCAUGGACCAAAGAUAUCGAAUAUCUAAUAGCUAAAAACUCUGUUACUUCUUGUGACUCCCGAUCAAUUACAAACAGUGGGAACAGAUCUGAGGAUUCCAGUGUUCAAGGCAACUAUGAUUACUUCACACAGAGUAACGGUGGAUUAGAAAGAUUAAUCUCAAGUCAUGUUGAGGUAAGUAAAAUUGGACGACAAAUAGCGGACGAGGUUCUGGACCUUCAGAGACGCUGUGAAGAUUCUUCUUCCGGAGGCAGUCCUGGACCUGGACCGGAAUCUACUCUGUUAAAUACUGAGUCACAGAUCACCACCACGGCAUCACCAGAGAGAGUCCAGGAUUUGACGCAGCCACUUAGAAGCAACAACAACAGCACCACUAAUCCUGCAUCAACGUACAACCACAUUGCAAGCAACUUGCAGCUGAACAGCAUCGCGAACGACCAAGGAACGUCACCAGACGAGGAUAUGAUGGAUAUGAUCGGGGGUACAACGAUAAACGAAUCACCAAACCCGGUGCCAUCGGAUGGCAACGACGAAGCAGCAAUGGCCGUGAUAAUGAGCCUUCUAGAGGCGGACGCUGGCUUAGGUGGCCCUGUGGACUUUUCCGGUUUACCUUGGCCGCUUCCAUAGUACAUUCUUUUACCAAGUCUCCUUCAGUGUCUGAACAUAUGUACCUCAAGUUGAACUGUUUAUUUUUCAAAAAUCCUACAAAGUGUGUGCGUGUACAUAUAAACUAAGUGAGACCAUUAUUAAACUGUUCAUCAUUUUUAAAUUGUGCUUCAAGUACUUGAAUCAACAGCGAGUGUGUGUCUGUAUUUGCACUUUGGUUUAUCAAACAUUCCAACUUUUUUUUUUUAUGAUUUCCUUAGACAGCGAACAGCUGUUUGGUGCUGAAACGGUGCUGUUUAGGUUUUUUUAUAGACAUGCCAUUUCUGUGAUCAAUUACGGAAUAUUAUACGUACAGAACAGUUAAGUUUAAGUAGACAUUUAUUAUUCGUUUCGGAGAUUUUCGUGUCGAUCAUCGAAUCACUGGAAACGUUGCGCCGAAUAUGGAAGAAAGGAUUUCUUUCUAGAGGUAGAAAAUUGAUUCUCACUUUAAUUGAAGUUUAUCAAUGAAAAGAUUAUUUGGAAAUAUCAACUUCGAAUCAUCGUAGGAAAAGUUAAUAAAAUAAUAUCAGAUCUCCUACCUCAGUUUGCAUUUCAUUGUAAAUUCUUUGAGAAUCCAACACCGCCAGGAGAAGUUAAAUGGCAAUAACUGCUAACAUACGCAUCUUCCAUUAUACAUAAGUUCUUUACGCAGUAAAUGUCUUGAAGAAUACUGAACAUCGAGAGACGAAAGCCAUAAAAUUGAAAGGCGAAGUUCCUGACCGUAGCUUUUUAGCGACAAAUUAACAUUGCGUGUAAAUAUGUAUCUCACAAAACGCCAAAAGUACCUAAUUAAAGUGUAAGAAAUCACGAUAAUAAAUAGAAUUUUCUCCGCAUAGCAUACCGCAUUUCAUACUGAAAAAUAUCGGUAGUUCUUUCUUCUUUGCUCCGAAGGUGUUGCUAUUUUAUAAUCAAAAUUGAAUUAUUUGCGCAAAUUAAGUUUCUAUUUACUUGCUUUUUGAUUAUCUCUUCAUCUCAAUUCAAAUGUAAUGUCAUAUUUGUAAUUUUAUAAAUGCGUGUUGUUUCUUACAUAAGAAAUAUUUUUAAAAAGUGGCGAACUCACUUCAUGAUGCAGCUAAGUAAAUUGAUCGAUGAAGAAAAUUAAUUUUCAUACGUUACAUAAGUAUAAUGUACAUAAAACGUGUAAAUGUAAAUAAAUAAUUAAAUGUAUAUGUGUGCGCGCGCGUAUGUGUGUAUGCUUGUGUAUGUGUUACAGUGUAGCAUAACAAUAAUAUACUGGAAAAAUAAAUGUUAUUAUGUAGGGAAAAGAAUGUUACCGCCAUUAAAUGUAGACAAAAUUCUUGGAAACUGUAAUUGUUUUUAUAUUAAAUUUUACAUUAUAAAUCUUACAAA